Messenger RNA from Condylura cristata (star-nosed mole), 2443 nucleotides. It is a transcript of the gene SH3BGRL, whose product is annotated as SH3 domain binding glutamate-rich protein like. Bases 194 to 538 code for a protein of 114 amino acids. NCBI's taxonomy places the organism in Eukaryota, Metazoa, Chordata, Mammalia, Eulipotyphla, Talpidae. The record is from RefSeq and is a predicted model, not a curated record. Gene Ontology annotation, cellular component: cytoplasm. The transcript is spliced from 4 exons.
UUUGGGGCUGGGACUGCGGCUGGGAGCCCAGAGAAAGCCGCCAAGCGAGGAGGCGGGGCUCUGGCGAGUUCCCUUCCACCUUCCCCCACCCUUCUUUUCCAACCUCUGUUUGGCCCUAGUUGGAUUCCAGCCUUCGCAGCAGCUGCUCCCCAGCGUUUUGCAAGAACGAAACGACUGCACCGCUGUUCUCACGAUGGUGAUCCGUGUGUAUAUUGCAUCUUCGUCUGGCUCUACGGCGAUUAAGAAGAAACAGCAAGAUGUGCUUGGUUUCUUAGAAGCUAACAAAAUAGGAUUUGAAGAAAAAGAUAUCGCAGCCAAUGAAGAGAAUCGGAAGUGGAUGAGAGAAAAUGUGCCAGAGGACAGUCGUCCAGCUACUGGAUACCCCCUGCCACCUCAGAUUUUCAAUGAAAGCCAGUACCGUGGGGACUAUGAUGCUUUCUUUGAAGCCAGAGAAAAUAAUGCCGUGUAUGCCUUCUUAGGCUUGGCAGCACCACCUGGUUCGAAGGAAGCAGAAGCCCAGGCAAAGCAGCAGGCAUGAGCCUUAAACAUUUUGUCUUGCAUAUCCUGAAAAAGGAGUUUUCACUGCUUUUAUAAACAAAAUUAUCUUGGCUUCAAAAGAGAUAGGUCCAAUGUUGAAAUAAUAGAUAAGUUGGUAUUUUCACAUGAAAACAUUCAAAAUGAAUACAGCAUUAAAUGUGAUUAUGAUGAGAAUCAUGGUAGAGGAACAAAAAAAUUUAGACAUGAAAUAAUAUUGUUACCUGCAAAGCCAUUUUAUAUAUUUUAAAGAACAAACACCUGUCCACUUUUUUUUUUGCAUUAUUAUUGCAGCUUAGGUUUUAUAUGUAGUAGCCAUAUGUUGAGGAAUUUAAACAGGAGAGAAAGAAUUUGUCUCGUUGCCAAACUGCUUCCUUAUUCUUAGUGAACAAGAUAUGUACCUUUUUGAUGCGGUGUUAUUGUGAUUAAAAAGUAGUUGCAGGUAAUGUUUAUGAUAUGUCAGACAUUGUCAUUGCAUACAGUAAUUAUAACAUUCCCAUUGUUUUGUAGUUAACAUUUAUAUGUACUGAGCUACAUGUUUUCCAGGUUUCUAAGUGUAUUGAUAAAUUUUCAUCGCACAUUUCCUUGAUUGAAACAGAGGAACACAUACACACACAAACAAUAAAUGCAGUCAGUUACAAGUUCUUUUCUUAACUACAUAGCUGUAAUGGAAUCAUGUUUCUAAGUUGCUUGCCCCAAUGAAGUAUAUAUGUUAUAAAGGUCUUUUGCAAAUACAUGAAAUUUCAUUGUUAUCAGAUGGCAUUAAUUCGUUAAUUGCCAAGCCUGGUUUUCAUAGUGUCCUUUUAUCUUUUUUGAGGUAACAUUGAUUUACAACAUGAUGUAUAAUUUAAAGUUUUAACUUUAAACCACUUUGUGUGUAUGUUACCAUGCCCAACACCGAAGCAUCAAUAAACAGGCCAUUGGAUCUUCUCCCCACUCAUUUCCCUAAACCCAGCCUCUUGCUUUUAGUAGCCUCCAUUCUGCAGUCAUGUUACUAGAAUUUUUUUUCAUUUACUUUUUUUUCCUUCUGUUUAUUUUUCCAUAUUCCAAAUACAGGUGAAAUCACCUGGCAUUUGAUUUUCACCUUUUGUGCCACCUAACCCCCUCCAUAAUUGUUACACAUGACAAGAUUUCACUUUUUGUUCUUUAUAGCUAGUUGUGUUCCAUUGUGUACUCUAUCUUCUUUAUCCACUCAUCUGUCAUUAAACACUUUUCAUAGAAACAAUCUUAGUGUUUUUCCCAUUUUAAAACAACUUGUGGUCAGAUAUGUCACUAUCCCUCAGAUAUUUUAACUUUUUGUUUAAAUCUGGCAUAUAUUGUCUGUCUACAUUAAUCUAAGAUGAAAGAAUUUCUAUGCCUCUAUUCCACUGCACAAGUAUCAGAUAAAAAGGGAAUUUUAAAAAUGUUAAUUGGAUGACAUAUAAGAAGACAAGGAACAUUAUGACCUAAAUCACUUAUCAAAAAGCUACACAUGUUGUAUGCUAGUUUCACAUUCCUUUAUUACUAAAGCUAAACACCUUUUACAUUAAAUCACUUUAUUGUAUUAUUUGAUGUAUGCAAAUGUGUCCUCUUUGCCAAAAUCAAAAUAUAAUGAAGACAUGACCUUGUUUAUUGAGAAUCAAAUUUGUGAUGCUUUAAAAUAAACUUAAAAAUAAACACUGCAAUUUUAUAAACAUAAUUUAUGUGUUCCUGGAGUUUGUAAAUGUUAUUUUUAAUGGGUAGCAAUUUUUUAAAAGGUGGGGAAGCAAAAAAUGAUAGAAAACUACUUGACUAUAAAUUACAAAUUUCCUUUUAGGGUCUGCAUUUUGCAGUUUAUGCUAGAGUCAAAACAAAGACACGUUUUGUAGUUUUGUGUACAUUGUAUGCUGUGGCUAAAUCUAUAGAUAGCAUUGUGCUUUGUAAUAAAUUC